GGAAAAAGACAAAUGACAAGUUGUGGAAUCUUGGGAAUGGAAGAGAAAGCAAACGCCGUCCCCAUGAAUACAUAACAACCUUCUGUAUCUAGAGAAAUGGUGCAGGACUCGUGAAAGUGUCUCCUGCAAGCACAAGAAGCCAUGCUUGUAUCAAAUUUCCAGCUGUCUCUGAUGAAUCUGGUCCUGCAUGUGAUGAGGCAUUCAUUCAAAAGCCAGUUCAUCCUCGGUACUGUCCGUCUCGCUUUGAGUCUUCACCCUUACAGGCGGCCCGUCUCAGGAUGGCACUGGUACCUGGAUGAAAGAAGAAUGCCUCGGGGUAAGCUUGAUAGAACUUCGAAGUUUGAGUUGGGGUAUUGCUCCGGGUCCCUUCUGGUCGGCGCAUCGCUGUCAUGGCCCACGACAGGAUUUGCGAGUGUGAAGCUUCAUCCCAACACGGUCGACUCUCGUCUAGCUAAAUAUAAUCAACAAGUUGCAAGCCAUCUCAAGCCCCCUUUCCAGGGCCCCAUGACGGAAGGCAGCUUUACGGCGACCGGUAUGGCGUCACCGUGCAAACCCGUCUGGGCCCCAGUCGAUUUGAUCGCUCAUCCGCCAUUUCUCAAAAGCCUCCUCCUGCGUCGCAAUUCGAUCGAAGCAAGAUGGCCAGGGUCCAAAAGGGUUUGGUGUCGAUUGUUCGCGUUUCCGCCUUCAGCCCCUCAUCGCGCUCCCCUCUCUGCUCCCCUCCCCUCAUUCCAUUAUUGCAUUGUUCAUAGCGUGCUGUAGUCUGUAGGCGGUACAGUAGCCAGCUGCUCUGGUCCUGGUCCUUCCCGCUUCUGUUGCCGCAAACGAAAAAGUCUGCAGCCCUGCACGUGUGUGUCUGCACCACCACGCAAGAUCGGGAGGGCAACCGUACAGGCACAGGCAAAGAGAGACCAUCGUCUCCAUCGACCCAUCCAC
Hyaloscypha bicolor E is the source of this 933-nucleotide messenger RNA. RefSeq lists its product as uncharacterized. NCBI's taxonomy places the organism in Eukaryota, Fungi, Ascomycota, Leotiomycetes, Helotiales, Hyaloscyphaceae. The record is from RefSeq and is a predicted model, not a curated record. The transcript has a single exon. Bases 142 to 759 code for a protein of 205 amino acids.